This is a messenger RNA of Scomber scombrus (Atlantic mackerel), 1217 nucleotides long. RefSeq names its product N6-adenosine-methyltransferase TMT1A-like. Gene Ontology annotation, molecular function: S-adenosylmethionine-dependent methyltransferase activity. The record is from RefSeq and is a predicted model, not a curated record. The transcript has 2 exons. Bases 35 to 760 code for a protein of 241 amino acids. Lineage: Eukaryota; Metazoa; Chordata; Actinopteri; Scombriformes; Scombridae.
UAGCUGCGUCUCAGUUAUACAGGACAGACCCGUCAUGGCUCUUCUAAUGAGAUUAUGCUCAUUUGUUGUCAAUGUGUUGUUGUUACCCCUUCAUGUGAUCGAUGCCGUCGGCCUGUAUAAAUUAUACAAACGCGUCUUUCCACUAUGUGUGUAUCGGAUAUCUUUCACCUACAACAAGAAAAUGCACGAUAAGAAGAAGGAGCUGUUUCUCACUCUUCCAGAGUUCAGCAAGGCCGGUCAGCUCACGAUUUUGGAGAUCGGCUGUGGCAGUGGCACAAAUUUUGAGUACUAUCCCUCCGGUUGUAAGGUGAUCUGCACAGACCCCAACCCUCAUUUCCAGAAAUAUCUGAAGAAAAGCAUGGACGUAAAUGACCACCUCAAGUAUGAAAAGUUUGUGGUGGCAUCGGGGGAGGACAUGGGGUCAGUUGAGGACGAAUCGGUAGACGUGGUUGUCUGCACCCUGGUGCUCUGCUCUGUCAACAGCAUACCGCAAACUCUGCGGGAGGCUCACCGCAUACUGAGACCAGGUGGAGCCCUCUAUUUCAUAGAGCACGUUGUUGCAGAUCCUUCCUCCUGGGCAUACUUUCUCCAGCAUGUUCUCCAGCCUGCCUGGUACUACUUUGGUGAUGGAUGUGAGGUCACCCGGGCCACAUGGAAACAUCUGGAGGCAGCUGGAUUCUCUGAGCUCAAAUUAAAGCAUGUUGAAGCGCCGCUCUUCGUAGUGAUCAGCCCACACAUCAUUGGCUAUGCUGUGAAAUAGAUGUCUGUUCAGCUUUGUAGUUAUCUCGCCUCACAGGGUGUGUGUGUGUGACCAUGCUAAGCACAAAAUGCCUCUCCUCUCUCGUCUGAUAUAAUUGAACACCAGUAAUUGAGAUAACACUAGGUAACUUUAUAGUUAUUUAAUUUUUCUAUUGAAAAAACUUUCAGUGCUCAUGUUUCGUCUUGUAAAGACAAUUAAUUAAGUUGUUGAAUGACAAUCUAACAUAGGACACAUUUGUAAUUUUGUACUGUUGAAAGUGUCAAAAUAUAGUCAAUUUUGAUGUCUAUUUGAUUUUCUGUCCCAUAUUCCUCAUCCCGGAAUGGCUUGCUGAAAUUGAUAUAAUACUACAGUAGAGAAGUAAUACAUUUAGGUGUUUAUCUGUCUACUGCUUGGUGUGGCUUAUUAGUAUCUUAUAAUGUCAAUUAUGACAUAAAAAUAAAAAUGCUGUGAUUCAGCA